This is a messenger RNA of Pyricularia oryzae 70-15, 1981 nucleotides long. RefSeq lists its product as uncharacterized. NCBI's taxonomy places the organism in Eukaryota, Fungi, Ascomycota, Sordariomycetes, Magnaporthales, Pyriculariaceae. Gene Ontology annotation, molecular function: chitinase activity; chitin binding. The transcript has 3 exons. The record is from RefSeq and is a predicted model, not a curated record. Gene Ontology annotation, biological process: carbohydrate metabolic process; chitin catabolic process. Gene Ontology annotation, cellular component: extracellular region. The coding region runs from base 94 to 1380 and encodes 428 amino acids.
CGUUUUACCUCACAGGUCAAGGUCCCCCAAUAUUUCUUCUGUUCAAAUCCUUUUUUAUUUCUAAUAAUCAAUCUUUGUGUGUGAAAAAAAAACAUGAAGUUUUCACUCUCUGCUUUGGCUUUGGCCAAUGCCGUCUCGGCAACCCGCUGGAUGGUGUACUACGACCAGUACCACAUCACGCCUCCCCCCAACAAGACCCUCACGGCGGGCAUCACACAUGUCAUCACUGCCUUUGCCCAGUCAGACUUGUUCCUCAACUCGUCGGGCAAGUAUGAGCCCUUCAAGCCCAUCUCUGAGAUUCGCGGCAUGUUCAACAAUGGAACAAAGGUCUGCAUGGCUAUUGGUGGAUGGGGAGACAAUGUCGGCUUCAGCAAGGCCGCCCUCACCGACGAGAGCCGCAAGGAGUUUGCCAAGAACGUGGCUGCUACCGUCGACAGGCUAGGCUACGACUGUGUCGACAUGGACUGGGAGUUCCCUGGUGGCAACGGCCAGGACUACAAGCAAAACCCCAACUCUGGCCGCGUCAGCGAGAUCGAGACGUUCCCCCUGCUCCUUCAGGACAUCAAGGCCGCCAUCGGCACCAAGGAGCUUUCGAUCGCCGUCCCCGGCAAGGAGGUGGACAUGAUCGCCUACACCGCCGAGCAGGUGCCCAAGAUCAACGCCGCCGUCGACUUCAUCAACGUCAUGGCCUACGACCUGAUGAACCGCCGCGACAACGUCACGCUGCCCCACACCGACGUCAAGGGCUCCGCCGCCGUCGUCGACAGGUACAUUGCCCUGGGCUGCGAGCCCAAGAAGCUCAACCUGGGCUUCGCCUUUUACGCCAAGUGGUUCACCACCGCCAAGGGCGUCGAGUGCACCACGUCGACGGGCUGCGAGACCGCCCUGCUCGAGGACGCCGAGGGCAACGACACGGGCCUGUCGGGCGCCUUCACCUUUGAGGCCGCCAACUUCGCCACCACUCCCACCAACCUGACCCUCACCACGGACGCGUCCUGCGGCGCCAACACCUUCAACAAGUGCGCCGAGGGCGACUGCUGCAGCCAGUACGGAUUCUGCGGCAACACCGCCGCCCACUGCGGCACCGGCUGCCAGUUCGGCUACGGCAAGUGCGACGGCUUCUCGACCAAGGACUCGUUCCAAAAGGCCAUCGCCAACGGCAAGACGGACGAGGCCCUGGGUGCUCAGUGGUACUGGGACUCCACCGCCAGCCUCUACUGGUCCUGGGACACCCCCGCCCUCAUGAAGCAGAAGAUCAACGACAUUGUCUUUGCCAAGGGUCUCGGCGGCGGCUACGCCUGGUCUCUGGGCGAGGACACCUUUGACUACAGCCACCUGGUCACCCUCAGGGACGGCCUGAAGAAGAAGUGCAAGGCUUGAACAAUAUGGAAAAAAAUGCCAUUUGGGCAUCAAACGGGGGAAGUGGAAAGGAGCGGAAAUGACUAGGCUUUGACUGCGUCUGUACCCGUUUCCUUUUUGUGCUGGUGUUGAUUCGUCACAGUAUUCUGUACCCUGGCCAAUUAGCGUCAAUCGCUUCUCCUGAUAGUCAAUCAGAGAUUCAUCUCUCAAGUUGUAUCUUGCGCAAUAAAGUGAUUUAAUAUCCAUGGACGUCCGAGCAGGAAUGAAAUGGGGAGGACGCUAAAACAUGGCGCAAUAUAGAGCCUAUUGACUCGUCGCAAGUGUCAUGUUUGUCAGGCCACAAAGUCUAAAAUAUGGAUUUCUUUUUAUAUCGCUGGUAAGCUGCAAACCUGCAUACGAUCAUGUUGGUCCGCGGUUGUAAUCCGGGAUCAGGGCCCGGCUAAAGUUUCCCGAUUGAGGCUGGAGCUGGGGGAAUUUACUUAGCAACUUGGUAUAUCUGAAAUCUCGAUUUUUACUUUUCGACGUGCUCUAUCGCGGACAUCAAGGUCCCUUUCUAUAUCCAUAUCCACUUUCAUUUGAUGCCGAAUGGGAAUUCCAACUCAGCUCUCCCCUUGGUCCUUUU